Messenger RNA from Corythoichthys intestinalis (scribbled pipefish), 2485 nucleotides. RefSeq names its product calsequestrin-1-like. Gene Ontology annotation, cellular component: Z disc; sarcoplasmic reticulum lumen. The transcript has 11 exons. NCBI's taxonomy places the organism in Eukaryota, Metazoa, Chordata, Actinopteri, Syngnathiformes, Syngnathidae. The record is from RefSeq and is a predicted model, not a curated record. The coding region runs from base 621 to 1946 and encodes 441 amino acids. Gene Ontology annotation, biological process: regulation of skeletal muscle contraction by regulation of release of sequestered calcium ion. Gene Ontology annotation, molecular function: calcium ion binding.
UUUAGUAUUCUACUAUGUUAUUCUAAUGGGUCAUUAGCAGGUGCACCAACCACUCCUCUUCCCUCCUCUCAUUCAUGUCCCUAGGUAACCUAGUGCAACAUUAUGCAGGUGCCAAGUGCAGCAAAUAAGACACCGGUACCGCCUCCUGAUGUACUUCUCUGUACCUCAUCUAUUAUUUUUAGCUGGGAUCCAAUCCUACAUCUUCACUUAAUAUGGGAAAACUGUGCUGCAUCUCUAGAUUAGUAAACUUUCCUGUCAAGCAUGAGUUUGCGCACAUGCACGAUUAGCCUCCAACUUCAUCCCCGCCUUGAUUUCAUCUUUCAACCAAAAUUGACAUGUAUAAAACAUGCCUACACACAAAGCCGUCUCCCCAGCAACCACACAGACCCCCGCCUCAUCUUACCCCACAUAGACACCAACAGCAAUUUAGCUCAGCCCCUCUCACGGCGUGUGCCCCAAUACCAUUGACCCAUGUGGGGUUUUUAUUAAGGUGGAUGUAGGAGUUGGUCUUGCUCUCUUCUGGGUGAUGCGGAUUGGAAAGGGUUCCUCAUACUUAGACUCAACUUUUUACUCCACAUUCUGAAACUGCAAAUACAUCUAAUCCACUCCAGAGAGGAGCCAUGAAGUGGACCUGGGUGUUUGUGGCAGUUUUGCUGUCAUUUGCGGGGCUCUCACUGGGCAAAGACAGCUUGGAUUUCCCCGAAUAUGACGGCAAGGACAGAGUCCACGACCUCCACCUCAAGAACUAUAAGUCUGUGAUGAAGAAGUAUGAUGUCAUGGUGGUGUACUACCAUGACCAUCCCGCAUCCAGCCGCGUCGCCCAGAAACAGUUUGAGAUAGAGGAGUUGGCCCUUGAGCUUGCAGCACAGGUCCUUGCAGAGUUUGAUGAUGAGGACAUCGGAGUCGGGCUCAUUGAUGCGAAGCUUGACAAGGCUUUAGCUAAAAAAUUGGGACUUGAAGAGUCCGACAGCAUCUUCGUCUUCACAGAGGACGAAGUCAUCGAGUACGAUGGAGAGCUUGCAGCUGACACUCUUGUGGAGUUCAUCUUUGAUCUCCUUGAAGAUCCCGUGGAAAUUAUUGACAACAGUAGGGAACUGAAAGGCUUUGAGAACAUCGAAGAGGAGAUCAAAUUGGUGGGCUACUUUAAGAGUCACAAGUCAGAACAUUUUGAGGCUUUUGCUGAUGCUGCCGAAGAGUUCCAUCCUCACAUGAAGUUCUAUGCAACAUUCAAUGCCAAGGUUGCCAAGGCUUUGGACCUCAAGCUUAAUGAGGUGGACUUCUAUGAACCCUUCAUGGAUGAUCCAGUUGUGAUCCCGGGAAAACCUUAUACUGAGGAAGAACUGGUGAAAUUCAUCGAAGAUAAUGACAGGCCAACUCUAAGGAAGCUGCAGCCCCACAACAUGUAUGAAAUUUGGGAUGACCAUGUUGAUGGCGAACACAUCAUUGCAUUUGCUGAGGAGUCUGAUCCAGAUGGCUUUGAGUUCUUGGAGAUCCUAAAGGAAGUAGCAGAGGACAACACAGAACACCCUCACCUCAGCAUUGUCUGGAUUGACCCUGAUGACUUUCCCCUGCUUGUACCUCACUGGGAGAAGAUUUUUGGAAUUGACCUGUCGUCUCCGCAGAUCGGUGUUGUGGAAGCUGAUGAUGCUGACAGUAUCUGGAUGGACCUGGACGACGAUGAUGACAUGCCAUCUGCGGAGGAACUGGAAGACUGGAUUGAGGAUGUUCUGUCAGGAGAAAUCGAUCCUGAUAAUGAUGAUGAUGAUGACGACGAUGAUGAUGACGAUGAUGAUGAUGAUGAUGACGACGAUGAUGACGACGACGACGAUGAUGACGACGAUGACGACGACGAUGAUGAUGAUGACGAUGAUGAUGACGAUGAUGAUGACGACGACGACGACGAUGAUGAUGACGAUGAUGAUGACGACGACGAUGAUGAUGAUUAGAAACAAAUUCGGACAUUUAUCUAAAUCUGACCAAUGCAGGUUAAAGUGCUAAUAUGAACAGCAAUACAUCAUUUGUUUUCAUCUCAUCUCUUCAUCAUCUGAACUAAAUUCCAUUAUUACUCCCCAAACUAUUCCCUUCCACAAUUGUUUCAUUCAUGUAGCUUUGGUGAAAAAAACAACAAAAUCUUCAGUAUGUACUGCUAGUGCUUUUGAUAUGAUUAAUGUUGGUGUUCAACUAAGUACUGGAGGGUUGCAGUCUUGUACUGGAUCAUAUUUAACAUAUGUUCACUCGUUUUCUUGUUUUCCUCGGUGCAAAAACAUCAAGUCAAAUCCACAGGUGCUAGCAGCUUUUUACAGAUGGGUGUUUAUGUACCACCAGCCUACGCUGCCAAAUCACUGUAACUCUGGUGUUUUCUACGACAAUGAAGUAUAACAACAGCCGUAUUUUAUUUUUGUAACAAGAGAAAUUACUGUGAAGUCUUAAAUAAAUGACAGAUUUGGAUAGAAGCACCGACGGCUGUGUGUUUGUACGCUUUUGU